This is a messenger RNA of Acanthisitta chloris (rifleman), 2039 nucleotides long. It is a transcript of the gene NCSTN, whose product is annotated as nicastrin. Gene Ontology annotation, cellular component: membrane. The transcript has 16 exons. Gene Ontology annotation, biological process: Notch receptor processing; protein processing. NCBI's taxonomy places the organism in Eukaryota, Metazoa, Chordata, Aves, Passeriformes, Acanthisittidae. The record is from RefSeq and is a predicted model, not a curated record. The annotation marks the transcript as partial.
GCUCCUGCCAGGGGAACUCUGUGGAGAGGAAGAUCUACAUCCCCCUGAACAAGACUGCGCCAUGUGUGAGGCUGCUCAAUGCCCCCCCCCAAAUUGGCUGCCAGUCCUCCAUCAGUGGGGACACAGGGGUGAUCCACGUGGUGGAGAAGGAGGAGGACCUGCAGUGGGUGCUUGCUGAUGGCCCAGACCCACCCUACAUGAUCCUGCUGGAUGGGAAUCUCUUCAACAGGAGGGUGUUGCUGCAGCUGAAGGGAACCUCCAGGGUGUCAGGCCUUGCUGUGGCCAUGGCCAAGCCCAACCCUCCCCAGGGAUUCUCUCCUGGCCUGAAGUGUCCCAAUGAUGGCUUUGGUGUCUACUCCAAGGACUAUGGCCCUGAGUUCGCCCACUGCAACACCACAGUGUGGAACCCCAUGGGCACUGAGCUUUCCUACGAGGACUUUGACUUCCCUAUUUUCCUCCUGGAAGAUGCCAACGAGACCCAAGUUAUCAAGCAGUGCUACCUGGACCACAACGUCCCCCGGGAUGGCUCCAGGCCGGAGUACCCGCUGUGUGCCAUGCAGCUCUUCUCCCACAUGCACGCUGUCACCAGCACUGUCACCUGCAUGCGGCGCAGCUCCCUGCAGAGCACCUUCAGCAUCAACCCAGAGAUUGUGUGUGAUCCUCUCCUGGAUUACAACGUGUGGAGCACUUUGCAACCCAUCAACUCCUCAGGAAAGGUGGAGCCCGAGAAGGAAGUUAUCAUGGUUGCUACAAGAAUUGACAGCCACUCCUUCUUCUGGAACAUUGCCCCCGGGGCUGAGAGCGCUGUGUCCUCCUUCGUCACCCACCUGGCUGUGGCCGAAGCCCUUCACAAGGCCUCAGAUGUCCAUCUGCUGCACAGGAACAUCAUGUUCACCUUCUUCCAAGGGGAGACCUUUGAUUACAUUGGCAGCUCCAGGAUGGUGUAUGACAUGGAAAAGGACAAGUUUCCUCUGCGCUUGGACAACAUUCACUCCUUUGUGGAGCUGAAUCAGGUGGCUCUCAGGAAUGACUCUGUCCUGUGGAUGCACACGGACCCCGUGUCAAGGAUGAAUGAGUCUGUGGAUGUGCAGGUGCAGGAGCUGCUGUCCACCCUGAGCAGCAGCAGCACCGGAGCGAGCGUGACCCUGCAGGAGGCAGGAUUCUCCCAGCCUCUCCCUCCCUCCUCCUUCCAGCGCUUCCUUCGUGCCAGGCACAUCCCAGGAGUGGUCCUGGCUGACCACAGAACAGCCUUCCAGAACAGGUACUACCAGAGCAUGUAUGACACUCCAGAGAACAUUGGGAUGCAAUAUCCCGAGGGGCUGAGCCCAGAGGAGACCUUGGAGUAUGUCACAGACACAGCCAAGGCCCUGGCAGAGCUGGGCACGGUGGUGGCACGGGCACUGUACCGCCUGGCCGGGGGAGCCAGCAGCGUCGAUGCCAUCCAGGCAGACCCCAGAACGGUCACCAGAAUGCUCUACGGGUUCCUGAUUAAAAUGAACAAUUCCUGGUUCCAAUCCAUCAUUAAACCAGACCUGAAAGGAAUUCUGGGUGAUGAUGUUCCCCAGCACUACGUGGCUGUGUCCAGCCCUGUGAACACAACCUACCUGGUGCAGUAUGUCCUGGCCAACCUCACUGGCACCGUGGUGAACCUCACCAAGGAGGAGUGUCAGAACCCUGAGAAGACACCCAACAGUGAGAAGGAGCUCUACGACUAUGCCUGGGUACAAGGCUCCCUGGGGCCCAACUCCACGGCCAGGACACCUUUCUGCGUGCGCUCCACGGUGCACCUGAGCAAGGCCCUGUCUCCUGCCUUCGAGCUGCGCCAGUGGAGCUCCACCGAGUACUCCACCUGGACCGAGAGCCGCUGGAAGGACAUCCGCGCGCGCAUCUUCCUCGUGGCCAGCAGGGAGCUCGAGAUGAUCACCUUGGUGGUUGGCAUCGUCAUCCUCAUCCUGUCCCUCCUUGCCACCUACUUCAUCAAUGCCAAAGCUGAUGUGCUGUUCAGCCUCCCACGGGACCCCGCGGCCGUGUCCUACUGA